Molecule: messenger RNA, 975 nt
Organism: Oryza sativa Japonica Group (Japanese rice)
Lineage: Eukaryota; Viridiplantae; Streptophyta; Magnoliopsida; Poales; Poaceae
Product: SKP1-like protein 14
Biological process (GO): SCF-dependent proteasomal ubiquitin-dependent protein catabolic process
Cellular component (GO): nucleus; cytoplasm
Molecular function (GO): cullin family protein binding
Source: RefSeq, a predicted model, not a curated record
AGAGGAAAUGCAACGGCCGCCGCGAAGGCGAAGGCGAACACGUCUCCGUCUCCGGGCUGCGCCUUUAACCAGAACACGUGAGCCGGCGGCUAUAUAUCGGCGACCCCAUCUGCUUCCGGCGAUCGCUAAGGUAAUCAGUUUCCGAGAGCGAGCGAGAGAGAGAGAGAGAGAGAGAGUUAGGGUUUCGCAAGUGAUGGCGACGGGGAACGGAGAGGCCGCGGUGGUGGAGAAGGAGGGAGAGGGCACGAUGGUGCCGGAGGCGCUGGAGAAGAAGGUGGUGUUGGAUGCGGCGGAGAAGGAGGAGGAGGAGAAGGAUAGCGAGGCGGAGGCGGAGGCGGAGGCGAGGAUCUCCAAGCUCGUCGGCGACAUGAUCGACAACGUCUGCGCCGAUCACGGGAUCCCGCUCCCCAAGGUCGACAUAAAGACCGUCAGGAAGAUGGCCGAGUACAUGAACAAGCACUUCGCCAUCACCAACAAGGAGGAACUCAAGAUCUGGGACGAGGGCUUCAUCAACGAGCUUGACGGCGACGAGGACAAGUACUCCCUCUUCAAGAUCAUCCGGGCCUCCGAGCGCGUCGGCUUCUAUGGACUCCUCGACCUCGCCAGCGACAUGGUCGCCCGCAAGAUCAAGGCGGGCAAGGCCAUCGACGAGAUCCGCAAGUUCCUCGGCGUCGAGAAGGACUUCACCAAGGAGGAGGAGGAGAAGAUCCGCCGGGAGAACGCCUGGGCCUUCGAGGAGUAGACACCUGGCUGUUCUUCGUCGUGAUUGUUGUUGUUUCGUAGGUGUGUGUUGCGUACUUGCAUCUCUGGUAGAUUCAGAUCGAAUCGGGGAGUUCGUGCAUCCCGUCCCGUGCAAGAAGAACAGAGUCGAUUGGCUGUGUUGUUGAAUGCUUUGAACUGCUGGAUCGCUUGCAUGAUCGUGAAUAAUUUUGCUUCCAUCAAUGCUGUUUCCUGUGUUUGCUUGGCUUCGAUGCA